UUCUUUCUUCUUUGUGGGUGUUCCCUCUCGGUAGAGUGCAUUGUGGCCCUUCUGGCCUCACUCCUUGUGAAACACAACACCACCAGGCGCAUAUUAGCAAUCGAGCACCAACCUUCAUUCUCUUCUCAUUCUUCUAUAUAAAGCUGCUGGUUUAUAGUUUCGGAGUCGGUUCACAGGACUCGGAAGUCAGCGUCACCGCGACUCACUGGUGCGCACGUGCUCUAAAGCUCGCUCACAGCUUUCGUGGAAGUGCCUCAGAUCCGUUCUUCCUCGCUGUUUGAAGAACCCUCAAUAAAGAGAGAUCUCCGAAUUAGGAAAUUGGAGGAAGGCUAGUCACAAUUGGGCAUGUGGGGACGUCAAGGUGAAGCUUCCGUGACAUACAAGCGUGUGUCAUCAAGAGAUAAUACGAAAGUUGACUUGGAGGAAAGUUCAGCUCUUUUCCAGAACGGUAUGGGGCAAGAAAUCACAAAUCCUUCAUGGAAGCUCUCACUCCCACACAUAAUUGUGGCAACCAUAUCUUCAUUCUUGUUCGGUUACCAUCUUGGGGUAGUGAAUGAACCCCUUGAAACAAUUGCUUUAGAUCUUGGUUUUAGUGGGAAUACUUUGGCAGAAGGUCUGGUGGUUAGCACGUGCCUGGGUGGUGCGUUUAUCGGUUCUCUAUGUAGUGGUUGGAUUGCAGAUGGGAUAGGGCGUCGAAGGGCUUUUCAAUUAUGUGCUCUGCCUAUGAUUAUUGGUGCUUCUGUGAGUGCAACAACCAAAAGCUUGGAAGGUAUGCUCAUAGGAAGGUUUCUAGUUGGAACUGGAAUGGGUGGGCCCCCUGUAGCUUCUCUCUAUGUGACAGAGGUUUCUCCUGCAUUUGUAAGGGGUACUUAUGGCAGCUUCAUUCAGCUUGCUACGUGCCUUGGCCUCAUGGGGGCUCUGUUUAUUGGAAUCCCUGUCAAGGCAAUUAUUGGAUGGUGGCGCAUUUGUUUUUGGAUAGCUACAGUUCCAGCUGGAAUACUUGCUUUUGCCAUGAUGUUCUGUGCAGAGAGUCCACACUGGCUAUACAAGAAAGGAAGAAUUGCUGAAGCUGAAGCUGAAUUUGAGAAGCUUUUAGGAGGAUCACAUGUCAAAUUUGCAAUGGCAGACUUGCACAAAUCUGACAGAGGAGAUGAGACAGAUGCUGUGAAGCUCUCAGAAUUGCUUUAUGGGCGUCAUUUCAGAGUUGUUUUUAUUGGAUCAACCCUAUUUGCUUUACAACAGCUAUCUGGUAUAAACGCUGUUUUUUAUUUCUCUUCCACUGUAUUUAAAAGCGCGGGAGUGCCAUCGGACCUUGCAAAUGUGUUUGUGGGAAUUGCAAAUUUGUCAGGAUCUAUUACUGCAAUGAUUUUGAUGGAUAAACUAGGGAGGAAGGCCCUCCUUGUUUGGAGCUUCUUUGGCAUGGCAGUAGCAAUGUCUGUACAAGUAGCUGGUGCGAGUUCUUUUAUAUCAGGAUCUGGAGCUGUGUUCAUAUCUGUCAGUGGCAUGCUUCUGUUUGUCUUAACAUUUGCUCUGGGGGCUGGCCCAGUUCCAGGUCUUCUCCUACCAGAAAUUUUCCCAAACCGAAUAAGGGCAAAAGCUAUGGCAGUCUGUAUGUCUGUGCAUUGGGUGAUAAAUUUCUUUGUGGGCUUGCUCUUUCUGCGUUUGCUGGAGCAACUUGGACCACAGCUCUUGUACUCUAUGUUUUGUACCUUUUGCUUGAUGGCAGUGGUUUUUGUGAAGAGAAAUGUGGUGGAAACCAAAGGGAGAUCACUCCAAGAAAUAGAGAUAGCACUUCUUCCACAAGAAUAAAGGCAUUCUUUUCCUGGGAGAGUGGAAAUUAGGGCAAGGCAAGGUAAAGACUUCAUCCAGCUUAGCAUCAGGGCCAGUGCUUUGGUAGGAAAUUGUACUAGAUGGAGGCAUAUCUUGUCAGGUUUUGACUCGUUGAGGCCUAUGUAUAUUCUCGGCGGGAAGAUUUUCCUCCUCUUCAAUCUGAGCAAGUGUUACGGAUCCAAAUAACUUUAUAGUGCAUCCAUGUUUUCCUAGCAUGUUUUUCAUGUGUAUCAUUUCAUUAUCACGUAAUGUUGACAAACAUUUCAUUAUACCUUGCUUCGUCCUUUGUAUCCAUGUGCUUGAACGGUUAAUAAAAGAUGAGCCUCCGGCUUGCCAGUUUACAAUGGCCUAUGAUUUGUGAUAACGACCGUCUGUUGUGAACUGGUCAUGGUGGAGGCUUGCUGGCUUUCUUUUAUUUA
Vitis riparia (riverbank grape) is the source of this 2249-nucleotide messenger RNA. RefSeq names its product probable plastidic glucose transporter 2. The record is from RefSeq and is a predicted model, not a curated record. Lineage: Eukaryota; Viridiplantae; Streptophyta; Magnoliopsida; Vitales; Vitaceae. Gene Ontology annotation, biological process: monosaccharide transmembrane transport. Gene Ontology annotation, cellular component: membrane. Gene Ontology annotation, molecular function: hexose transmembrane transporter activity.